Molecule: messenger RNA, 1032 nt
Organism: Asparagus officinalis (garden asparagus)
Lineage: Eukaryota; Viridiplantae; Streptophyta; Magnoliopsida; Asparagales; Asparagaceae
Product: protein RER1B-like
Exons: 3
Coding region: 173-742 (189 amino acids)
Biological process (GO): protein retention in ER lumen; retrograde vesicle-mediated transport, Golgi to endoplasmic reticulum
Cellular component (GO): Golgi membrane
Source: RefSeq, a predicted model, not a curated record
ACGUCGGAUCCCUAGAUCCGUUUCCAACCAAACAAGCUCUCAAAAAAUUUUCAACUUCUUUCAACCUCCCGUUCAUCCCCAAAUUUAAAGCCAAAGAAAACCCUAACCUGAGAUCCCCAAAUCCCCAACCUUCAAUUGCUUCCUCCCCCCCCCAAAAGAACCCUAGAUCUCAAUGGAGGGAGGCUCAAUUGACGGUCCUUCCCCCUCGAUCGCUAAAUGGAAGGCCAAUUUCUCGAGAACUUAUCAGUAUUAUCUCGAUCGAUCGACGCCCAAUUCCUGGGGCCGAUGGAUCGGGACGCUGGCGAUUCUGUUCGUGUACGCAUUGAGGGUCUAUUAUCUGCAGGGGUUUUAUAUUGUGAGCUAUGGGCUUGGGAUUUACUUGCUUAAUCUUUUGAUUGGGUUUCUUUCCCCCGUUGUGGAUCCGGAGCUGGAGAGCUCCGAUGGGCCAUCUCUGCCCACGAGAGGAUCCGAUGAGUUCAAGCCUUUCAUGAGGAGGCUCCCUGAGUUCAAGUUUUGGUAUUCCAUAACGAAAGCUAUCUGCAUUGCUUUUGUCAUGACCUUCUUCUCCGUAUUUGAUGUUCCUGUCUUCUGGCCUAUACUUCUCUUUUACUGGAUUGUUCUCUUCUUCCUGACAAUGAAGCGCCAGAUACUGCAUAUGAUCAAAUACAAAUACAUUCCCUUCAACGUUGGAAAGCAGAAGUACACGGGGAAGAAGCCCGGUGCAAGCAGCAGCUCUGAUUGAUCAGACACACAUUAUGAAGAGAAUGCAUGCGGAAAUGGGGGAUUGCGUGAUAGUCAUAGGCUAUGGACUUGUUGUGUAUUUAAAGAUUCAAAAAUUUGUUUCAAAUAUUAGCGAGGAUGUUAGCAGUUGCAACGAUGAUUUUGCUGGCGUAUUGAGCGCCUUCUAUGAUAUAAUACAUUGUAAGUCUAUACCUUUUUCUUGUUAAUCGUCCUCAAAUCAUUUAUAAUUUAGCAUGUUGUAACAGAACAUUAUAAUCUGCAAGGAACAGUUGCCAAUGUGCUUGGUAUUCA